Messenger RNA from Mucor mucedo, 1577 nucleotides. RefSeq lists its product as uncharacterized. Lineage: Eukaryota; Fungi; Mucoromycota; Mucoromycetes; Mucorales; Mucoraceae. Bases 137 to 1489 code for a protein of 450 amino acids. The transcript is spliced from 4 exons. The record is from RefSeq and is a predicted model, not a curated record.
AUUUCGAAUCGAACCAGCUGGUAAAUCCUGGGCCGAUAUUGUCGAAGAAGAAGAAGAAUACAAUCGACUUCACUCUGACGACGACAAUGACCAUGAACAACAACCACAACAAGAACAAUCGCCAUCCAAUCUUUUCAUGCCAAAAGAAAAAGAGGAGAAGGAGGCUGUCAGUAAGGAGUCUAAACAAACCAGGGUGGAAAGUAAGGAGCUUGCUUCAUCCGGGGAAAUACUUUCCAAUGAGCAACCACUUGCAGAUAUCGCGAAUCCUGUGGAAUCAGAAAAGGACGAUGUAUCUUUAGAAGAAUCUAUCAAUGAAGAAGGAUUUGUCAAGGUAGAGACACCUUUGGAGGAUUUUGUCAAGGUGGAAAAGCCCAAGGAAAACGUGGAAAUGGAAACACCUGAUGUACAAGAAGCGUCAAAGACAACGGAAGAAACACCUGAUCUUGCAAUUAAAGUUGAACACACGACCGAGCUCGUGCAAACAAAAGACCCUGUCACAAUUGCGGUCGAUUCUCGUAACCCCCAAGAACAUGUGAAGACUGAGGAUCAGCAUCAAUCCGUGGAUCCUAGCAUCUCGUCUGAACACCCUGUCAACGAUGAUCUACUUACAAAGGAACCUACGAAAGAAGAAGAGUCGUUGGCAGUGGAAGAGUCUGUUGAUGUUGAAGAGCCUGUCAAGGAAGAUAAACCCGCAAAGGAAGAUGAACCCGCAAAGGAAGAUGAACCUACUAAAGAAGAUGAAACUACUAAGGAAGACGAAUCAUUAAAUAUUGAAGAACCUGUUAAGGUUGAGGAGCCAGCAAAGGUUGAAGAGGCUGUAAAGGAGGAUGAGUUAGUCGCUGAGGAUAAAUCAUCGGAGGCUGAAGAAACCGCAACGGGGGAUGUGCCUACAAAGGAAGAGGAGCCUUUGAAGGAAUCAGCAGAAGUACAAGAGCUGGGGUCUGUACGAGUAGAGAAGUCUGUGAAGAACGAAGAGACUGAUGCUGAAGAUGCUAAGGCUGAAGAUACUAAGGUUGAAGAAGCCAAAAUUGAAGAGGCCAAGGAUGAAGAGACUAAGAUGAAAGAUUCAAGCAAGAUUGCAGAGCCAAUUAAGAUUGAAGAGCCGACUAAGACUGAAGAGUCAAUUAAGACUGAAGAGUCAAUUAAGACUGAAGAGUCAAUUGAGACUAAGACUGUUACAGGAAAACCUGAAAAGGAGGAGAAAGUCGAAGAACCCGAACCGAAGGCUGAAGAUCCCGAGAAAAAGGCUGAAGAUCCCGAGAAAAAGGUUGAUGAUCCCGAGAAAAAGGUUGAUGAACCCGAGCAAAAGAUUGAAGAGCCUGAGAAAAAGAUGGAUGAACCCGAAAAGGUUGAAGGGCUGAGAAGAAGGUUGAUGAGCCCGAGAAGGAGGUCGAAGAAGCUGAAAAGAAGGUUGAAAAGGCUGAUCAAAAGUCUGUCGAACCCGAAAAAAAAGCGGAAGAGGAAAAGGUUGAAGAAAAACCUGUGGUAAGAGGAUCAAGUGCCAGUCGAUGGGCUAAAGCAGAACCUACAACAGAAGAAAAGCCAGUUGUAAAGGGAGCCAGUGCCAGUCGAUGGGC